AUGUCGGUGCUGGAGGAUCUGAUCCGGGCGAUCGAGCUGUGGCUGCGGAUCGCCAAGGAGCAGGUGCCGCUGGUCGACCCCAGCCUCGACCCGGUGCUGCUCGUGCCCGGCAUCGGCGGCUCUAUUCUCGAGGCCGUGGACGAGGCCGGGAACAAGGAGAGGGUCUGGGUGCGCAUCCUCGCCGCCGACCACGAGUGCCGCGAGAAGCUCUGGGCGCAGUUCGAUGCCUCCACGGGCAAAACUGUUUCCGUGGAUGAGAAAAUACACAUCACUGUCCCUGAGGAUAGGUAUGGAUUGUACGCCAUCGACACAUUGGACCCAGACCUGAUUAUUGGUGAUGACAGUGUUUACUACUAUCAUGACAUGAUAGUGCAAAUGAUUAAAUGGGGAUAUCAAGAAGGCAAAACUCUGUUUGGAUUUGGUUAUGAUUUCCGCCAAAGUAACAGGCUUUCGGAAACACUUGACAAAUUUUCUAAAAAGCUAGAGUCAGUAUACACAGCUUCAGGAGAGAAAAAGAUCAAUCUAAUAACACAUUCAAUGGGGGGAUUGCUUGUUAAAUGCUUCAUGUCUCUUCAUGGUGAUGUCUUUGAAAAAUAUGUGAAGAGUUGGGUUGCAAUUGCUGCACCAUUUCAAGGUGCGCCUGGGUACAUAAAUAGUGGUCUGCUGAAUGGGAUGUCUUUUGUGGAAGGAUGGCAAUCAAAAUUCUUCAUUUCCAAAUGGACUAUGCAGCAAUUGUUGAUUGAAUGCCCAUCAAUAUACGAGUUGUUGGCUAGCUCAACCUACCACUGGGAAGAUACACCAUUGCUACAGAUCUGGAGAGAGAGCUCAGAUGAGAAUGGUAAGAAAAGUGCCAUUCUGGAGUCGUAUGAACCAGAUGAAGCAAUAAAGAUGAUUCAAAAAGCUCUUUCCAAGCAUGAGAUUAUCGCUGAUGGAAAUCACAUUCCUCUGCCCCUUAAUGAGGAUAUAUUAAUAUGGGCAAAGGAAACUCAAGAUAUCUUAUCCCAGGCAAAGCUUCCAAAAUCAGUGAAGUUCUACAAUAUUUACGGGAUUGAUUAUGACACUGCUCAUACUGUUUGCUAUGGGAGCAAACGGCACCCUAUUUCAAAUCUUAGUCACCUCUUAUAUACUCAGGGUAAAUACAUCUGUGUCGAUGGUGAUGGAUCCGUUCCCGCAGAAUCAGCAAAGGCGGACGGCCUUGAUGCAGUGGCGAGAAUUGGGGUUGCUGCUGACCACCGAGGCAUCGUCUGCGACCACCGCGUGUUCCGCAUAGUCCAGCACUGGCUGCACGCGGGUGAACCUGACCCGUUCUACGACCCGCUCAACGACUAUGUUGUCAUCCCAACCAUCUUCGAGGUCGAGAAGCACCACGAGAAAUGCGGGGACGUGACGUCAGUCAGGGAGGACUGGGAGAUCAUCUCCCACACCGACGGCGACGAGGCCAAAAGGCCGCCCGAGCUCCCCGCCAUGGUCGGCGCGUUGUCUGCGUCUCGCGAGGGUAAGGAUGGCCUGCUGGACGAGGCGCAGGCCACCGUGGUGGUCCACCCGGAGAGCGGAGGCCGGCAGCAUGUGGAAGUCAGGGCUGUCGGAGUCAGCCACGGUGGCUAG
This is a messenger RNA of Triticum turgidum subsp. durum (durum wheat), 1605 nucleotides long. Lineage: Eukaryota; Viridiplantae; Streptophyta; Magnoliopsida; Poales; Poaceae. The record is from the annotation of a GenBank genome assembly.